UUUGUACUUUCUCCUCUCGGGCCUCCGGCAACAGCAGCGGCACCCAGAGCCUCAUCCUCAUGUCCUGCCUGAGCCCUUCGCAGCUCCAGAAGUUUCAGGAGGAUGGAUUCCUGGUGCUGGAAGGAUUUUUCUCUGCCGAUGAAUGUGCCGUCAUGCAACAGAGGAUUGGCAAGCUAGUGGCUGACAUGGAUGUCCCUGUCCACUGCCGCAUAGAAUUUUCUACCCGGGAAGAGGGGCAGCUGAGAACCAAAGGCCAGGGUGACAAAGACUAUUUCUUGAGCAGUGGUGACAAGAUUCGAUACUUCUUUGAGAAAGACGUUUUCGACGAGAAAGGAAAUUUCCUGGUCCCUCCGGAGAAAUCCAUCAAUAAAAUUGGCCACGCUCUGCAUGCCUAUGACCCUGUCUUCAGGAGUGUCACACACUCCCCCAAGGUGCAGGCCUUGGCCAAAAGUCUGGGCUUCCAGAUGCCCGUGGUCGUGCAGAGCAUGUACAUCUUCAAGCAACCUCACUUUGGUGGCGAAGUCGACCCUCACCAGGACUCCACCUUCCUGCACACGGAGCCGCUGGGCCGGCUGCUGGGCCUGUGGAUAGCGCUGGAGAAUGCCACUCUGGAGAACGGCUGCCUCUGGUUCAUCCCAGGCUCCCAUACCGGUGGGGUGUCAAGAAGGCUGGUACGGACCAGUGAUGGCUCAAAGCCUGACGUCACCUUCCUUGGGUCAGAGCCUGUCCGGGAUGCCAGCCUCUUUGUGCCCACCCCAGCGCGGAGAGGGGACCUCAUCCUAAUUCACGGGGAAGUGGUACACAAGAGUGAGAAGAACCUCUCCGACCGCUCACGCCACGCCUAUACUUUCCAUUUCAUGGAGAGCUUGGGCACUGUCUGGAGCCCGGAGAACUGGCUCCAGCCCUCAGCUGAGCUGCCCUUUCCCCCACUGUACACCUGAGCGCCCUCUCCAGGCUGGGCCUGGCCCCUCAAGGGGAAGCUGUGGGCCCCACGUACCAGUGCCUCGCCGGCUGCCCAGCUGCCAAGGGGAAGUCGAAUCUGUCCCCCUGCGCUUUCUUCCUGCCAGGGUCUGUGCCCCUCAGCCCUGCAGACAGAAGGGCGGGAGGUAGCCAGCGGGGCAGCAGGAGCCCCCGGUAGGACGGUAGGACGGUUGGCUUUCGGGAAACCUCCCUCUCUCUGCUUCUCUCCUGCUCCACCCCAGCCUCCCCCAGGGGAGGCAGCCUUUCACCAUGAAAGCAUUCUGGCCACUUCUCUGCUAGCUUCCCACUGUUCUCUCCUCUCAGAUGCAAUUCACAUUAAUAUGGUACAAGACAUACAAUAAAACCAACUUCUGGAUGCA
Molecule: messenger RNA, 1340 nt
Organism: Neogale vison (American mink)
Lineage: Eukaryota; Metazoa; Chordata; Mammalia; Carnivora; Mustelidae
Gene: PHYHD1
Product: phytanoyl-CoA dioxygenase domain containing 1
Exons: 11
Coding region: 60-941 (293 amino acids)
Source: RefSeq, a predicted model, not a curated record